AAAAGUUGGGUAACACCUUAGACACCUCCCACCAACUCUUCGCCUCCUGAAAUCCAUCCUGCAACACAACCAUGAGAUUCAGCCGUAUGCACAUAGUGCACGACGAGCAUGACUCUAUAAUCGACAGCAAGUCGAAUUUCUCUUUAGAGGCAUCGCAGAAGGAAGCGUCUGCUGACUUGGAAGUACAUCAUGUCGCAUUGGUAUUAGAAAAUGAUGGUAGCUCAAGUGAUUCGACUGGGAAUGGCCUUGAUACAGAUCACUUGCAACCCCACUCUUUGCAUCGGUGUUUUGCCGAUGACUCGGAUGCUGAAGCCCCGGUAUACUAAAUUUGUAGAUCUCUCAGCGCUUGUUCUCACCGUCAACCUCAGGAUGAUAUUGAUCUUCCAGAUGCAUUGCCAAUGGACGAUCCUGAAAACGACGCAAAUGGAGACGUAGCUGCAUCUCUAGAAAAACUGGAGAAGGAGGUUGCCGUGAAGCAUGGUUUCACAGAUGUUGAUACCGACCCUCGGGACAUCGACUCUGUAGCUAUACAUCAAAAGGCAAAGGAGAUAGCAUCGACUGGCGAUGCAUCUGACCAGAUGCUAUAUGAAAAGCUUCAUAUGCUCUAUCAGCUACGUACUCAGCGGUAUGAAUCAGGAAUGAGGCCUGGAGCCGUUGAACCAGAGUCUUUUCCUAGCAUUGCUUCAUCACGCACUCCACACGACGUCGAUGCCUCGCGGUUUUGGGCUGUUAUAAUUGGCAUCGAUGGGUACAAGACGUUUCCACUGCGUGGCUGUGUUGAAGAUGGGUUAUUGAUGAAGACAUAUUUGGAAAAUGAUCUCAAGGUACCCAGCAACCGCAUACAGCUUCUCCUUGGUCGAAGGCAUACCACCCCUAACGAUCCUUCCAUUCCUUCCCGCAACAAUAUCAUGGAAACCCUUCGCAGUCUUAUCAAUAACUCCCAUAUCAAGAAGGGAGACAAUAUCGUCAUUUAUUAUUCCGGUCACGGUUCGAGCUACCCUUGUUCGCAAUGCAUAAGAGCCAUCAGGGAAGGGAAGUCGAUUAUCCCGGAUACACGUGAAUCGGUGCCAAACUUUGUCACGAACACCAAAGGUUACCAAGGUAUCGAUGCUUUCUGCCCAAUCGAGGCACUCUGUCCCAUCGACCGCAACAUCGAUGUUUCCAACGGACGCAUAGUUCCCGACAUCAGUGAUCGAGAACUCAAUACAGUGCUUCAUGAAAUUUCCCGAGUUAAAGGGAAUCAUAUCACCGUCAUCCUCGACUGCUGCCACUCUGCCAGCAUCACUAGAGAACCGAUACCUAGGAUGCGCAGUGCUUUUCCCCUAACCGAUGCACGCGAUAUUAUGCUCCGUGUCGGAAUGCAGAACUUGAAGUCCAUUUCCAACCGUACUUCCGUAAUGGAAAAGACAUGGUUCCCGGAUAUGUCUUCUCAUGUCGUUUUGGCAGCGUGUAGGGAAUUCGAAUCCGCGAGGGAAUACGAGUUCAGAGGAGGAUUUAAUGGGAUUUUUACCCAUUCACUCGUUGGAGCUCUCAGAUCGGGUUUAUGUACGAAGGAAUUGACAUAUGCCAAUCUUGUAAAGGGUCUACCACGGCAGCGCAUGCAGACACCAGUUGUUGCUGGUGAUUUCAUGCGUGCACGCCUUUGGUACCAGACGACGUAGGCAGGGUUACUUGUGUCAGGGGGUGGGAUCGAACAACGAAUAUAUAAACACCAAGAAUUUGUACAGUUAUAGAUUGCUAUAUUAUACCGUUAGAGAUGUUAAAUCAGCAAUGCAGCCAUAAACCUUACCAAAACUAUCGCCUACGUUAUGGUGCUGUCGAUGAGGUAUCUAUACCAUGCU
Desarmillaria tabescens is the source of this 1841-nucleotide messenger RNA. RefSeq names its product caspase domain-containing protein. The coding region runs from base 399 to 1661 and encodes 420 amino acids. NCBI's taxonomy places the organism in Eukaryota, Fungi, Basidiomycota, Agaricomycetes, Agaricales, Physalacriaceae. The record is from RefSeq and is a predicted model, not a curated record. Gene Ontology annotation, biological process: proteolysis. Gene Ontology annotation, molecular function: cysteine-type endopeptidase activity. The transcript has 3 exons.